Molecule: messenger RNA, 216 nt
Organism: Dujonia railenensis
Lineage: Eukaryota; Fungi; Ascomycota; Pichiomycetes; Serinales; Debaryomycetaceae
Source: the annotation of a GenBank genome assembly
AUGGGUGCUGCUUACACUAUUUUCGGAAAACAAGUUCCAUCACACAUUCUUGCAAUUCUUACUUUGGGUACUGCUGCUGGUGUUAUUGCAUACCCUCGUGGUGGAGAUGCCAAGGCUACUCCAACACCAACCCCAGCUCCUGUUUCAGCUUCUAAGGAAGAAGACUUUGACUUGGAAAAGUGGGUCAAUGAUUUAUCUAAGGAAGAAUCCAAGUAG